Messenger RNA from Colossoma macropomum (tambaqui), 1555 nucleotides. Its product is annotated as hemicentin-2-like. The transcript is spliced from 5 exons. NCBI's taxonomy places the organism in Eukaryota, Metazoa, Chordata, Actinopteri, Characiformes, Serrasalmidae. The coding region runs from base 364 to 1452 and encodes 362 amino acids. The record is from RefSeq and is a predicted model, not a curated record. Gene Ontology annotation, molecular function: integrin binding. Gene Ontology annotation, biological process: cell adhesion.
GAUGUUAGAGCUUUUACUGUCAGCAGUGCCAGUUUUAGGUGCGCUCACUCUUGACAGUGUCAGUAUUUAGCUCUCUCACUAUUGGUUGUGUUGGUCUCUAGGGCUCUCACUAUUGGUUGUGCCAGACUUCAUGGCUGUUAGUUUUGGCAGUGCCUGAUUCUAGGACUCUUCUUUUAGUAGUGUUAGACUUUUAUAUUUUUGGCAGUCUCUAGAGGAUUUACUUUUGGUUCUGCUCACCACACCAGCAAGAAGUAAUUUGCAUAGCCGAAGAAAUACUACAGAAACAAAAAGAGGGAGGAGUCAGGAGAGUUAAGGGGCUUAUUUGAUGUUAGUUUCUCUUUCUUCUUCUGGAGUUGGUUCAGGAUGACGGUGUGGGGUCUGUUCAUAUUUGUGGUUGUGCUGGGAGUGUAUGUGGAAUAUACACAAAACACAAACACCGACAGCUGUUCAACACUCACUGUUUCCCAUGAUUCCCUGCUGGUGGAGUAUGGAGAACCUGUUGAACUCACCUGCUCCAUACCAUCCAAACCUUCAUCACAGUACAAGCUGGGCUGGGAGUCUCAGAUUAAUCCUGUCCAAAUAGAGAAUGAGACCAGUGUGGUGUGGAGAUCGCCUGGUCUGACAGAGUGGGAGGUGAACGGAAGAGAGUUGUUCUGUUUCCUGACAGUAAAUGUAGCACCAAAUCAAGACCAAUGUAAAAAGAGGGUCCAUCUGAGUCUUUACAAGCGUCCAGACAGUAUGAAGAUCAGCUCUGAGUCCAGCGUGUGGUCAGAAGGUCACAUGAUGAAGCUGAAGUGUGAGAUUAAGAAUGUGGGCCCAUUACAGAGCCUUACUGUACAGUGGACCAGAGUGGACCAGAACAAAAACAGAACAGUCACUGAAAUAUCAUACGGAAGUUUCAGCUCUUCUGGAGAGGAGAGAAAGAGCGGGAAUGUGACGGCCACACUGAAUGUCUCAGCCAGUCGUGAUGAAGAUGGAGUCCAGUAUCAGUGUGCAGCUCUACUGAAGCUGGAGCAGCUCCAACAACCACAAGUGGGAACAUCAGAACCUCUGAACAUCACAGUACACUACAGACCCACCAUAACACAACCUUCCAAUGGUACCGUAUCUGUAACUACCGGCAACAGGCUGGUUCUGAGCUGUUCAGCACAUGGAAACCCCAGUCCUCAGUAUUCCUGGAGCUCACCUGGAAACAUGAACUUCAUAAACUCCUCCAUCCUCAUCAUCAGCAGCGUCCAGUCAGAAGAUCAGGGUCAAUACAACUGCACUGCCUACAACGAUGCAGGCUCUGAUUCAGUGACUGUGAUGGUUAACGUUGUAGUGGACUACAAGCUGAUCAUCAUCGCUAUCUGUGCUGUGCUUGGCGUGGUGUUGCUGGUAACUGGGUUCUCCUUUUGGUUCUACAAGCGUUACCGACGCACCCACAGUGCCACUAUAUCCUCAACAACCUGACAUCAUAUACACCCAAUGCCAACGUGGUCCACAGAGAUGUGGAUCAGAGCCAACCGAUGCUAAUCUACUCUUAAACAGAAUCUCAUUGUUGUCUCUUUCUACA